GACGAGCCACACGCGGUUGAGGUGCAAGGCGCAUGGCCACUGCCAGAAGAAGGCGUACAUGCCAUGAGGGAUGCCUCAUUUCCCCCGUCCCCUCCUGAGCCUCCCCAUCCACGAUGCGUGCUUCCGCCUUCACGGGCACCCUCCUAGUGGUGCUCGCUUUCAGCGUGCUCGCUCCUUCUUCCACACACGCCAUCGUCAACGACACUGUCGUUCUUGGAGAUGAACUCAGCCCAUCCGAAUUCCUUGCAGAAGUGCAAAUCAAACUUGUCCUCCACGUUCUUGAUGUCCCAAAGGCAAUCGAUGGCUGCGCCAGCUUGACAGCUGCUUCCGAAGGCUACCACUUUGAAGGAGGCCAGGCGUCUGGUCUCUCCCAGGACCGCUGCACCACUGGCGGAACGUGCCAGUGCAAGAGCUUCAGCGAUUCCUGCGAUAGCGGAGAUUGCUACAAAGUGUACCGUUGCAAUGACACCGCCGCUGAUGGCUGCUUCGCCGUCUCAAACUGCACGCAGACCGUUUUCACCACCGUCAUGGAGAGCGUGUUUGAGGACGAUGUGCGGGAUGCAUUCGUGAACUGCAUGGCAAGUGCUUCACGCCACACAGAGACCACCUUCGUUGAUCUCGGCAUCUGCCUCUCCGACUGCCCCGACAUGGAACCAGGAUCUUCUUUUGAGGACAUGAAGGCCAUUGUUGCCUGCCACCGAUUCUGCGCUUUCUCCACCGCGGACAUGGACUGCAAUGUCACCGUCACAACCACAACAACCACGACCACCGUGACCACCACGACAACAACCACCACCAACGCCACGACCACCACGACAACAACCACCACCUCCUUCACGGGCUGCGUUAAUGACAUGUAUGAGCCCAACGACAGCCCACCCGGUGAAGUCACCAUGGUUGGUGGAGGAGACAGCAGCAUCUCUGCCGUGAUUUGCGACGGCGAGGACGACUGGUUUGCCAUCCCUGUGUGCAACGGCACCAUCAUCAUCAAAGUGCUGUUCGACCACCAGACUGGCGACUUGGACAUGGACCUGUAUGAUGAUGGCGGCAGCCCGCUAACGUACUCCGCCAGCGCCACCGACAACGAGUGGAUUGUAUUCUCCCACGAAGGCGCCAACUCGACCGUGUUUCUUGACGUGUACGGCUACGAGGGCGCUUCUGCCCCCUACACCAUGCAGACGACGCUGCUGUGCGGGGAGCUGUCGUGCCUGACAGACGACUACGAGCCCAAUGACUCGCAGCUGGCGGCGGCGAAUCUCGGCAACGAGACGACGCAGGCGCUCGCGACCGCUUGCUCGGGCAAUGACGACUACUACGAGGUGGCCGUGUGCCCGGGAGGCGCGCUGUUUGUGAGUCUGUGGUUCAAUGGCGACGAUAGCGACUUGGACUUCAUCAUCUACGACGAAUUUGGAACGGAAGUUGCUUCGGCUGAGACAGAGGGCUGGCCAGAGACUGCUGCCUUGUUCAACACCAACGCCACAGAGGCAACGUACUACAUUCUCGUCUUUGGCUUCGCUGGAUCCGAGGCGCCAUACCAGCUGGACGUGACAGUCAACUGUGACCCCGACUGCACCAGCGAUGACUUUGAGCCGAACAACAGUCCGUCAAACCCCACUGUCAUUGGCAGUAACGAUGCCUUCAACGCCACCGUGUGCUACGGAGAGGAAGACUGGUAUGCGUUUUUCCCUUGUGCCAAUGGCUUCGCCAGCAUCGACGUCUACUUCGAGGACGCUGUUGGCGACUUGGACGUGGUUCUCUUCGACUUUGAGGGCACCAUCCUUGACGUCAGCGACACCUCGACCGACAAUGAGCACGUGGAGUCCGUUACAUACCCGGGCGAGGGCCCGCCCAUGUUCGCCCUGGUGGUUGGUGCGCCUGGCGACAGCGCCCCAUACGAGUUCAUCAUUUCCACUACCUGCUAACCCAUUC
This is a messenger RNA of Salpingoeca rosetta, 1929 nucleotides long. RefSeq lists its product as uncharacterized. NCBI's taxonomy places the organism in Eukaryota, Choanoflagellata, Craspedida, Salpingoecidae. The record is from RefSeq and is a predicted model, not a curated record. The coding region runs from base 114 to 1922 and encodes 602 amino acids. The transcript has 7 exons.